Orbicella faveolata is the source of this 5710-nucleotide messenger RNA. Its product is annotated as NACHT domain- and WD repeat-containing protein 1-like. Gene Ontology annotation, molecular function: protein binding. Lineage: Eukaryota; Metazoa; Cnidaria; Anthozoa; Scleractinia; Merulinidae. The record is from RefSeq and is a predicted model, not a curated record.
UGUGCAAGGAUCGAAUGGAAGGAUCGAAGUGGGCUAACAAGUUUGAAAAAGUUUGUUUCCUGUACCCAGGAAACAUGAAACAUUAAUGUUAAAUUUCCGUGUACUUGUGAUUCAGAUAUGACUUAAUAUUAAUAAAUUACUUGAAGGUAAUCUUUCAAAACCUCUUACAUGAUUAAUGAAAUAAAAUUCUCACCCUCAAAGACGGUUUUUUUUUUUGCAGAUUACUUGAUUGAUGUUUAGCUGGUGGUAGCAAUGGGUGUGAUCCUCUCCAGGAAUAAAAAACAAAAACGACAGAGUCUCCAGACUCUUCACCAAGACAAUCAAGUUCAAGAGAACGAGAAUCCUCGGCAGAGUGACCGGGAAGAUCACGAAGACAAUGAUGACAAUUCGUCUGACAGAGACGAGGGCCAUGAAUCAGAAUCAGAGAAGAGCUCCCACGUGGAAGAAGACAACAAAAGCGAUUCUGAGAAGGAAGAAAGCGAUCAUGACAGCAAGGAAGAUAACCAGAGCAAAAGAAGUUCUUCAGCGAGCAGCAGAAAGAGCGAGUCACCAAAAGAAGAGGAACAAGAACAAGAACAAGAAAAGGAAAUUGUUCAAGAGGUUGUCUUGGAUGAGACUGAAGAUAACUUGAGCUACGAAGAGAAGGUGAAGAAAGCUUUGACCGGUGACAUGGAUUUUCAUUACCCAGAAAAAGCCAAGAUUGUUAGAAUAUUUACCAGUUCUACAUUUACAGAUACUUCUGUGGAGCGUAACACAUUGAUGGAGAGAGUGUACCCCCGGCUCAAGUCCUACUGUCAAGAGAGAGGCUAUGAUUUUCAAGUGGUCGACAUGAGAUGGGGAGUCCGAGACGAGUCCACUGAUGAUCACAUGACUACUGAGCUAUGCAUGAGGGAGCUCCGCGCAUGUCAGAAGUUGUCAACUGGACCCAACUUCAUUACUUUCCUGGGGCAAAAAUAUGGCUACCGUCCUUUUCCUGUGAAGAUCGAUGCCUCUGAGUUUGAGAAGCUCCUUGGAGCGGUUGACAACACAGACGAUCUCCAGCUACUGAAACAUUGGUUCUGGCGGGACGAUAACUCAGUUCCCGCCCAAUAUCUGUUACAACCAAUCACAUCACUGCUACCCCAUUAUCGUGAUUACGCGAACGAAGAGUUACGUAAGAAGGCUUCUGCUGAUUGGUGGACUGCGUUUGAGAGAAUGCAGGUCGUUUUGCGGAUGGCCGCUAACAAGGCUUUGGACAAGCAAAGUGAACGGCAUAAGUACUACAUGUCAGUGACAGAAGAUGAAAUCCGUAGAGGUAUCAUCAAGGCAAACGAACAAGACAAACACUGUUUCUGGUUCAAAAGGGUCAUCACAGACAUCAAUGAUAACAUAGCAGACUCCAAUACUGGGAAAUUUAUCGACAAAACGUGGGGAAAUCCUUCAUCGGUAGACGAAUCCGCACAGCAGCUGCUGAACAAACUUCGAGAGAAAGACCUUCCUGAAGCGCUGACCAACAGCAAUGUAAUUCAGUAUGAUGUCAAGUGGCAUGGUAAUGGUAUUGACCCAAGUGCGUCACAAGAGCAUGCGCAGUACAUCGAGAAGCUUUGUACUGAUUUUUAUGACACAUUAACAAAAAGGAUCAACCGAGGCAUCGAGGAGGACCAAUCGAUCAACAGAGAAGAUGAGCUGACCGAGGAAAUAUUUCAGCAUGGGUCUUUCUGCAAAAGGAAGUGCCAGUUGUUUCACGGUCGUGACGAGUUUUUGACGACUGUGAAGGAGACAGUGAAAAAAGAUCAAAUUGCCGUCCUGUAUGGAGAAUCAGGAUGCGGAAAGACUUCCUUGAUGGCCAAAGUUGCCAUGGAAGUAAAGAAAUGGCUCGGAAAGGAUUCCGCGACAGUUGUGACCCGAUUUAUCGGGACAACUCCAGAUUCAUCAGAUGUAAGAAACUUAAUGCGCAGUAUCUGUCAACAGAUUUGUAGGACCGAUGAGGAUUCUGAGAGUGACAAAGUGCCGCAGGAUAUUCGGUCCCUCCUGGAGUUUUUUCCUAAAUGUCUGGAAGACCAUGCAUCAUCUUCUCAUCCUGUGGUGCUUGUCCUUGAUUCGCUGGAUCAACUGUCGGAUGAUGACGGUGGCAGAGAGCUCGAAUGGGUUCCAAAGGAGCUACCAGAGAAUGUCUACAUUAUCUUGUCAACCCUCCCAGGAAAGGAAUACAAUUGCUUCCCCAGACUAGAGGAAAAGUACGAAGCCACCGUCCUCCUGGAAGUACCUGAGAUGCCUGUUGACACUGCCAAACAAAUACUGGACAGUUGGCUCAAAUCCUCCAGACGGCUGUUACAAAGUGAACAAGAGAAGAUUGUUUUGGAAGCCUUCGAAAAGUGUCCAUUGCCUCUGUAUCUGAAAUUGUCUUUCGACGAAGCCUCUCGUUGGAAAUCCUAUACGUCUCCAAACGAUACUAAGCUGGCACCGACAAUAAAAGGGAUCAUCCAUGACCUUCUUGAUCGUGUAGAGAGACUUCAUGGGAAAGUUCUUGUGAGCCAAGCUUUAGCCUACAUCACUGCUUCCAGGAAUGGGUUGACGGAACCCGAGCUGGAGGACAUCUUAUCACUGGAUGAUAAGGUACUCAAUGACGUCUAUCAAUACUGGACACCACCCAUUCGACGGUUACCACCUCUGUUGUGGAUACGGAUCCGGUCCGACAUUGGAGGCUACCUAAUUGAAAGAGGAGCCGAUGGUGCCCGGGUUAUAAACUGGUAUCAUCGCCAGUUCAUCGAAGCUGCCCGUGAACGUUAUCUUGGAAGCGGGCAAGCAGUCGGGAUUCAUGCAAACAUGAGCGACUACUUCCUCGGAAAAUGGUCAGGCGGGACAAAGAAGUCUUUUGUGGACAAGAGUGGUAAAGAAAUGUCUAUGGAUCGAUUGGUACCCAAGCAACCUCUGAAGUUCGACGUAAACGAAGAGAAGCCCAUUUUCAAUCGGCGCAUGUUGAGCGAGCUCCCUCAUAACCUCCUUCUGUCACACCAAGUGGAAACGCUCAAGGAAGAAACCCUCUGCAACUUCGAGUUCCUCCUGACGAAGGUCCAAGCAAGUUCUGUGGAGGCGUUGCAACAGGAUUUUAAUGCUGCUCUUGCUCUUCAUCCAGAUGACAGAGAAUUUGACCUCCUGAACAAGUGCCUCAGCUUGUCUGUACUAUCACUUAGGCAGGAUCCUCGUCAACUGUCCGUGCAGCUGAUUGGCCGUCUAUACAAGCAUAUGAAGAAGAAAGAAUUCCCAUUUCUGGCAAAGAUGUUGGAAGCUGCCCAUAACCCGUCUGUUGCUGCUUUUAUUCCCAGCCAACAAUGCCUCACACCGGCUGGAGGAUCUCUGAUAAACUCAGUGUCAAAUGAUGAGUUCCACGGUGGAAUUGAGUACGUAAAUUUCACGAGUGAUUCCAAGACAGUCGUGACCUGCAAUCGUGGUUCAGAGGGACUUUGUCUAUUGUAUCUAGAUAUAAAGAGUGGAAGGAGGCAGAGAAAGGUGUGCUUCGACGAAUCGUCAACAGAUGUGAAUUCGUGUUGGCGGGCGAUGAUCAGCCCUAAGAACGACGACAUCUUUGUUGCAUCGGGUUCGUCGGCAAACAUGUACCUCAUUAAUGCUAGAACAAACAAGAUCUUACAGGAGUAUAAGCCCAUGAAGGAUGACGGAAACUGGUUCAGAGGGUUCCCUUCCGUUGCGUUUGCAGAUGAUGAUCACAUGGUGGUUGCUCUCGGUGACUCCGGUGUGCGAAUCUGGGAGACUGCCUCUGGGAAGCUUGUUCAUGACAUUCCUGUAAAAGGUAUCAAUGUUGAGGAAACUUUUGGUCAUUUGGACGCUACCGGGGACCUUGCGGUAUAUUGCCUACGCAACCAAAAGACGGUUCACGUUCUCAAUGUUAAAACUGGAAAGGAAAUUUGUAAGAUAAAUGUGGAGUUGCGAAAGGAAGAAAUCCGAGGCGAGUUGAAAGACACAGAAAUAACACAAGUCCACCUUACCUCCAGAAAGCAGUUGCUUGUGGUGUCAGAUGGAUAUAUUAUAAAGCAGCUUAAAGUUUAUGACGCUGCUACUGGCAAGCACGUUUCAGAUAUCCCAGAGUUCGGCAUUGGGCAACGCGAUCGCCUUGUUGUCGCAGAGGACGGGAAGAAAGUUAUCGCUAUAAGGAAUAACUACGAAUUAGUAAAAUGGGACCUUGACACGGGUGAUGCCACCGUCGUUGCUAGAUUACAACCAGGCUUUGGUACUUACGGGCGCAGGGGAGAUUUUGUAGCAACUACCGGAUCGGAUGGGGUUCUUCGAAUUUACGAUGCGCGAGAGAGCGUCGAUGAUGAUGAGACGGAUGUCACUGCCACGACACAAGGCUUUGCUGAUUCAAUAUGGAUGCUUUCAGUUGCAGCAGACAAUCGGCACGUGAUCGCAAGCUGCACCGUCAAGAUGAUGCCUGAGAUUGCAGUGUGGGAUGCACUUACCGGUGUCAAAGUCCGCUCUAUCAAAGCAUAUAACUUCCCCCAGCCUCUGCGUAUGCUGACUGACAAGGUUGGCGUUGGACGAAUCGCUGUGGGAGAACAAAAGAAAGAUAACUUUGAUCACUACAAGUUCAUGGACUUUGACCAGGCAAAAACGCUCCGUGUUCUGCAAGGGAAGUCCAGCAAACGACUGGAGGCCGUCGGGUUUAUUGACAAGAAGAAUUUCAUUGGAUUGUCACGUGGCAGACGGAACUUGAAAGUGUGGGACGUAGACACUGGCAAGGUUGUAGGACAGUACAAACUUGGCCAGAAGUAUCGCCUGGAAGGAAUUCUAAUUAGUGAAGAUGGAAGCAAAGUGAUUUGCUCCCAAGCCAGUUUUUAUGUCGAGCAAGACGCCACGACAGUUCCACUUCUGGUUUUUAAUACCAAGACGCACGAACACAAGGUAAUGGAUCCAAUUGAGGGGGAGCAGUUGGGUUUGGAUGGUUCCGCCAUUACGGAAGAUGGUAAAUACUUCAUCUUACAGCUGAAAAACGAUCAGGUAAGCGCCCUGUGGAACACAGAAACGGGAAAGCUAAUGCAUACGUUGGCUGAAGGUUCUAGUGGAAGAAACAUGGUCGCUAUUUCAUCGAAGAGCAUGCUAGCUGUGACAAGUCACGAGAGCCUUAAAGUUUGGGAGAUCCAGAGUGGAAAUCUGCUUCACGACCUUGUUUCCACGGACAUCGACAAGAUCUACCUCAACCAUGACGGGACCACUGCAAUAACAACAGAUGCCAAAGGGUACCAACCCAGUUCCUUUGAGGCUUGGGAUCUUAUCAAGGGUAAAAAGCUGACCACUUUUACGGUGGACACAAACCCUUUUGCAGUCUGUCCUUUGGGUGACCAGAUAGUUUUUGCAGCGCCUGCCAGUGUCACCGUUAUGACCCUGAGAUUGCACAUACCUGGACGCGAGGAGAAAAAGCCGGGACCAUCGUCUUAUGGCGAGCACAAGGAAAUAAGUGAAUUUAAAGGAAUGAUGGAUCCUUGUGAUCCUAAUGACGAUGACAAUGACGAAGAUGAUGAUGAUAGCGACAUUCGCUAGUAGUCGUACAGCGAUUGUUGUUACGCUUCGUUGUUGAAUCUUUGACUGAAGGGAAAGGUCAGCCUAUAUAAUGACCUCCAUGACCUUUCAUUCUGCGAUUCUUUCAGUAGCAUGUAAAAUCAUAGUUAAUAGAGGGGAAUGUUUAUGAAGCCCGGCAAACAUCCAAGGAGUAAACAAA